Molecule: messenger RNA, 1718 nt
Organism: Daucus carota subsp. sativus
Lineage: Eukaryota; Viridiplantae; Streptophyta; Magnoliopsida; Apiales; Apiaceae
Product: DNA-directed RNA polymerase I subunit rpa49
Exons: 4
Coding region: 81-1436 (451 amino acids)
Biological process (GO): DNA-templated transcription; RNA polymerase I preinitiation complex assembly; transcription elongation by RNA polymerase I
Cellular component (GO): RNA polymerase I complex
Molecular function (GO): DNA binding
Source: RefSeq, a predicted model, not a curated record
AAUUUAGAGGAGGGAGGACUAAUACGAACACUUGGCUAGGGUUUAUCAUUCUCAAUCAAGCCUCUUUCUCUACCUCCACCAUGGGAUCCAAACACAAAGACAAGAAGAAACACAAAUCCCAUGAAAACCCACAAACCCAAUUAGAUCUUGAUGAUUUUGAACAAGACAACAACGCAAACAAUGAUGACAAUCUUGUUGAAACAGAGCCCAAAAAGCCCAAGAACAAGAACAAGAAAAAGAAAGAGACUCUAGAUGUCAAGAUUCAGACAAUCCACGCUAAGUCCGACAAGAUUUCUCCCCUCGUUGGCUACUUUCCGACCACCUUCGACCCAUUUAAGGGCUCAGGUUCGUCGUCUGUGGAUGAGAAUUCGGAGGUUACUGUGUACCAGAAUGUGCAGAGGAGCAGUAGGUACCAGGUGGUUGUGAAGCCUAAUGGGUCUGAUGUUAAUUUUGUGGGGACUAAUUAUUCCGGUGAAGCUGCUGCUCCUCAGAUAUGUACCUAUGCUCUCGGGGUUCUCGAUAAGGAGACACAGACUCUUAGGAUUGUGCCAAUCACUUCUAACAAGAUAUUUAGGUUGGAGCCCAACUUUGGAGAAUCAGACACUACUCAAGAUGAAGCUCAACAAAUUUUGAAGGAUGAAGUCAGCAGAGAAGAGAGAACUCAAAACCUAAGACGACUCGACACUAUGUUUUCAACAAAGAAGACUAUAACUAAGAAUAAGAAAAUAGAUUCUUUGCGUCAAAAACAAGAUCCUGAAUCCAAGGAGGAUUUGGAAAAGUCGUUGAAGGAUGUCAAGGUUAACACUGAGGCUAUUGAUGCUGGAGGCACUAAUGUUCGUAACAUCCCAUUCCAUGAUAUGUCUGCCUCUACACCCGAGAAGGCAUAUCCUCUUGAAAAGAUCAUUGAAAAAGCAGAAUGGGACUACCUUGGCGAUUUACUCAAAAUUACUGAAGGAGCGGGAGUUACACCAGACACCUACCCAAUCUUUGUUUGUAACAGAGUGAAUAAAUUGAAAGAUAUUAAGGAUGAGUACCAGAGGAGUACGGUUGCUAGUGUUCUACAGUACAUUACGCAUCUUAUCAAGUACAAAGACAAGCAUUCAAUGGAUCAUUACAGGUCUGUGAAACAUCACAAAUUUCCAAGCAUAUUGGAAGGAAAGUUUCGAACCAUGUUUAAUGAACCAGGUGCAAAAAGACUCGCAGCUGAGAAGCAUAAAUUUCUUAUUAGCCAUGUCUUGGUGCUAACUCUUUUUGUUGAUGGCUAUAAGUCUGACACCUCAGAUAUAGCCAAAGAUCUAAAGAUAAGUGUUGUAGAUUUAAGAAAACAUUGGGCAGAGUUGGGCUGCAAAUUAGUUCGUGAGAAAUCUACAACAUUUGCUACCCUUCCUCUCCCAUUGACCUUCCCAGUUAUUAGGCAAAAGAAGCGAAAAAGGUAGACUGAUGCAGUUGAGAGUUCUUUUGCCAGAGUAUGAUUCAAGCUUCAAAGCUGGUUUUUUGUGGGUGUGCCCCUGGAAAUUAUAUUUCUUUUAUCUUUCUUUAGGCUUGUCUUUUGAAUUUCAAUCAUGUUUCAUAUGAAUUCGGUGAAAGUUGGGGAGAACUAUGAUUAUGUGCUUAUUGCAGUCUGCAGACAGUAGUGAGAUACAAGUGACUUGCACAUUAAAAAUACCAGCAAUUACUUCCUAUUUAUUUGAUUCAAUUAAGUCAGUCUGAUUUAUUUC